AUGGAGCAAUUAGCACAGUUUGUAAACAAAUCGUUUGAAUUUAAUUUAACUCAUAAUCGGGUUAAUCAUUUGUUUAACUCAAUGACAAGUGCUCGUGUUCAUAAACUAGCCGACGCAACAACAAAGUCUAUAUUGGUCAAUACAAAUAGAUUGGGAAGAAUUUCCGUCGAUAAUUGCACCAAUGAGGACGAAUCCAUGGAUAUUGAUAUAACCGAUGUUUCUGUUGCGGAAGAAAGCAGCUCUGAAGAUAAAUCGAUCCUACCAAAACCGAUAUCAUUAGUUAAACUUCGUUCGCUACAGCAGCAAUCAAUUUCAACUAUCUCCAAUAAUGAACAUUUAUGUAAGACUGAUCCUGCUCCUAAGCCCAAAAACUGGCUAAUUUCUGAUCUAUUGGUGUCCGACGCACAUUCGGAAGAAAUGAAAACUUCUGCAACAAUUACAAUAAACCUAAACGAAAGUUCAAAUGAUAGUAAUUCUCCAGAAAUAUCAUUGCACAAGGUGGUCCCUUCUGAAAAAUCUUUAUCUCCGGAACCACAAACAACAAUAGGGGAAAAUGUAGCACGAUUAGAACCUUCAGGACUUAGUAGUAAACAGCGACGAUCACGAACCAACUUUACGCUUGAGCAGCUCAACGAACUAGAAAGACUUUUCGAAGAGACCCACUACCCAGAUGCCUUUAUGCGAGAGGAACUAAGCCAGCGAUUGGGACUCAGUGAAGCACGAGUGCAGGUUUGGUUUCAAAACAGAAGAGCCAAAUGUCGAAAACAUGAAAAUCAAAUGCAUAAAGGUAUAUUACUAAGUAGCCGAAGCCCGCCGGUGUCAACGCCUCUCGAACCUUGCCGAGUGGCGCCUUAUGUAAACUUGGCUACAAUCCGCAAUACAAAUACGUCUAUUAUGCCAUCAACUAACGCUUUAAGCUCUGUGCAGCAUCAAUCCGGGAAAAGCGCCGUCAGCAUUGUAAAUAAUCGGGCUCCCUCGCCAGCGGCUGUUGUGACAGCCGCAGCUGAGCACUUUUCAGGCAGCGUUGCAGCAGCAGCAGCAUUUUCCGCCUUCGAUCCAGCAAUUUUAUCUGCUGCUGCACACCAGUAUGCGGCGGCAAUAAGUAAUAGAAGCAGACCCACUGGACUUUUCGCAUUGCCGCAGUAUCCGCUUCAUUUGGCCGCGUUUGCCGCCGCGCACAAGAAUUCCAGCAUAGCGGAUUUACGAAUGAAAGCUAAGAAACACUCCGAGUCGUUGGGCCUUGAAGCAGAUAUAGUUAUUUAGUACAUACUUUACGAACUAAAUUAGAGUAAGACUAGUCUAGAGU
Messenger RNA from Drosophila novamexicana, 1306 nucleotides. RefSeq names its product short stature homeobox protein 2. Bases 1 to 1263 code for a protein of 420 amino acids. The record is from RefSeq and is a predicted model, not a curated record. The transcript is spliced from 5 exons. Gene Ontology annotation, molecular function: DNA-binding transcription factor activity, RNA polymerase II-specific; sequence-specific double-stranded DNA binding. Lineage: Eukaryota; Metazoa; Arthropoda; Insecta; Diptera; Drosophilidae. Gene Ontology annotation, cellular component: nucleus. Gene Ontology annotation, biological process: regulation of transcription by RNA polymerase II.